This is a messenger RNA of Xyrauchen texanus (razorback sucker), 1725 nucleotides long. RefSeq names its product actin-binding protein WASF3-like. Gene Ontology annotation, cellular component: SCAR complex; cytoskeleton. Gene Ontology annotation, biological process: positive regulation of Arp2/3 complex-mediated actin nucleation; actin cytoskeleton organization. Gene Ontology annotation, molecular function: Arp2/3 complex binding; actin binding; protein kinase A regulatory subunit binding. The transcript is spliced from 9 exons. Bases 208 to 1716 code for a protein of 502 amino acids. NCBI's taxonomy places the organism in Eukaryota, Metazoa, Chordata, Actinopteri, Cypriniformes, Catostomidae. The record is from RefSeq and is a predicted model, not a curated record.
UCCAAGGCAACGAGAUUUCAGCACCACCUCCGCCGUCCAGCGCGCGAGAACACAUCCGUAACGAUGGCACCGCGAAUGGACGCCUUUAACAUCAUAUAACGCGGAAUAGCUCCUGAAAAACGAAGUCAGCGAAAUGACAGCGUAAAAUAACACCACGAGGAGGCAGCGACUAUUAUCCGUGAGUGUGUACCAUAGUUGAGGACAGUCAUGCCUCUUGUGAAGAGGACCAUUGAGCCCAGGCACCUGUGCAGAGGAGCUCUGCCUGACAGGGUGACCAAUGAGCUGGAGUGCGUCACCAACAGCACACUGGCAGCCAUUAUUAAACAACUGGGAGGGCUCAGUCGGCAUGCAGAGGACAUCUUUGGGGAGCUGUUUAAUGAGGCCAACAGCUUCUACAUACGCAUGAACAGCUUACAAGAGCGUGUUGACCUGCUGGCAGUGAAGGUCACACAACUGGACUCCACCGUGGAAGAGGUGUCCCUACAGGACAUCAACAUGCGGAAGGCUUUCAAGAGCUCCACUAUCCAGGACCAGCAGGUGGUGUCUAGAAACUCCAUACCGAACCCUGUCAUGGAAGUGUACCAUCGCUGUGACAAACCACCCCCUCUAAACAUCCUAACACCCUACAGGGAUGACAAAAAAGACGGGCUCAAAUUCUACACAGAUCCCUCCUACUUCUUCAACCUCUGGAAGGAAAAGAUGCUGCAAGCCACAGAAAACAAGAGGAAAGAGAAACGAAGGCAGAAGCAAGAGCAAAAACAUGUGGAGGAUCCCACUCGGGAGGUCAAAAAAGUCCGUAAAGCUCGGAACCGACGCCAGGAGUGGAAUAUGAUGGCAUACGACAAGGAGUUCCGCCCGGACACUCGACUAACACCAUCUCCUUACCACGGCAUGUCCUCGGAGGGGUCUCUCUCACCUGAUAGGUCUGGCAUGUCAGAUGAGCACUCGUACCCAGCCAGUCCAAACAAUCCACAAGAGGCAGCUGGUGCUGGGGUUGAUGGGAAAGACUCGGGCCCCACACAGACUCAGUCUCUGGACCGAGCAUACCGGCCUCCAGCCUCAGCCACAUCUGCUGCAGCCCGACAGCACUCUCUGGGACGCGUGCAGGCACACCACGGACCCCUGCCGGCAGACUCCUCCCUCAACGGACCACGUCCAACAGCUGCCAAAGAACACAGUGGUCAUCAGUUACCUGAACAUUUUGUCCCACCUGCACCUCCUCCACCUCCUCCGCUCAUCCCGUCAUCUCAAACCGCCUUUGACAGCACGUCUGGACACCCGUUACUGGCUCCGGGUACAGUAGCUGCUCUUUCACGCUCCUACAGCCCUUCUCCUCCACCAGUUCCGCCAUCUGCCUACGUCCCCUCCCCUUCACAUCCUGUGAUAGGCGGCCCACCAGUGGCCCCGCCUCCUCCUCCACCAGGUCCUCCCACCCACGCCCCAUCCCCAGCCCGAGUUAAACGUCCAUCUGGAGAGUCCACUCUACCCAGGAAGGGGCAGGUGCCUCUCAUCCCCAUGAGCGAUGCGCGCAGCGACCUGCUGGCCGCCAUCCGCAGAGGUAUCCAGCUGCGUAAGGUGCAGGAACAGAGAGAGCAGGAGGCCAAGAAAGAGCCGGUAGGUAACGACGUGGCCACCAUUCUGUCCCGACGCAUCGCAGUGGAGUACAGCGAAUCAGAUGAAGACUCUGAGCCAGAGGAGAACGAGUGGUCUGACUGAAGUGCCACC